Messenger RNA from Symsagittifera roscoffensis, 2899 nucleotides. RefSeq names its product pre-mRNA-splicing factor SYF1-like. Gene Ontology annotation, biological process: mRNA splicing, via spliceosome; generation of catalytic spliceosome for first transesterification step. Bases 1 to 2706 code for a protein of 901 amino acids. Gene Ontology annotation, molecular function: protein binding. The record is from RefSeq and is a predicted model, not a curated record. The transcript has 10 exons. Lineage: Eukaryota; Metazoa; Xenacoelomorpha; Acoela; Convolutidae. Gene Ontology annotation, cellular component: Prp19 complex; post-mRNA release spliceosomal complex; U2-type catalytic step 2 spliceosome.
AUGAGUUCUCUGCCUGGUGCUGGUGAAACGGAAGAGUCAAGCAAUAUGGACACAAGUGAUCAGAAAGUUAUGAAGGAACCAGCGCCAGAACAAAACAGUAUCCCAGUCCCCGAUGAGCUUGAACUGACUUUAUCGGAACAAGAAUACGCCUAUGAAGAAGAAAUUAUUCGAAAUCCGUACGUCGUAAAAGGAUGGCUUCGUUAUGCAGAAUUUAAGCGGAAUGCACCGCAAGCAAAACUCAAUAUGGUCUACGAACGAGCUGUCAAGCAGUUACCCGGCAGCUUUAAAUUAUGGAUGGCUUAUUUGAGGCUUCGAAAGCAGCAAGUGAGAGGACGUUGUGUGACUGACACUGUGUUUGAAGAUGUUAACAAUACUUUUGAAAGAUCUUUAGUCUUCAUGUUCAAAAUGCCCAGAGUUUGGCUCGAGUAUCUUAAGUUUCUAAUGGACCAGAAGAAGGUCACAAGAUGCAGACACGCCUUUGACCGAGCCCUACGAGCAUUGCCUGUCACGCAACAUGUUCGUAUUUGGAAGCUAUAUCUUCAGUUCAUUCAACAGGCUGGAGUUCCACAUGAAACCACUCUUCGUGUAUGGCGUCGCUAUCUCAAAUUGGCGCCUGACGAGGCUGAGGACUUCAUUGAAUUCCUGGUCAAAAUAGGACAUCUAGAUGAAGCAGUGACCAGACUAGCUGAUCUGGUGAAUGACUCCAAGUUUGAAAGCAAGAAGGGAAAGAGUAAAUUCCAGCUGUGGAACUACUUGUGUGAUCUGUUGUCCAAGCAUCCGUUCCAAGUGACCUCGUUGGAUUCGGAGGCGAUUAUCAGGCAGGGAAUCAGUCGAUUCACAGACCAAAGGGGUACUCUGUGGUGUGCACUGGCUGACUACUACAUCAGAGCCGGACUAUUCGACCGAGCCAGGGAUAUCUACAUGGAAGCAGUACACGCAGUAGUGACAGUGCGAGAUUUCACUCAAGUGUUUGAUGCAUAUGUAGUCUUUGAAGAAUCUCUUAUCAAACAUCUCCUUGGCAAACAAGAGAAAGGUGACAUUACGGAAGCUCAAAAACUAGAACUGGAAUUAAUGUUGACGCGUUACGAAGAAAUGAUAAUGAAACGACCGCUUUAUUUGAACUCAGUUUUACUGAGGCAGAACCCUCAUAAUGUUGCUGAUUGGAUGAAACGAGCCGAGAUAUUAGAGAGUAAGCCCCUAAAAGUGAUCAAGACCUACAGCAAAGCGAUUGACACUAUUGACCCGAAGCAGGCUUUGGGCAAAUUUAGUGAGUUGUUUAUGAAGUUUGCGAAGUUUUAUCUGGAUCAGAAGCACGUGGAAGAAGCUAGGAUGGUGUAUGAAAAGGCAACACAGGUUCCGUUCAAACAAGUGGAAGAACUGGCCAAUAUCUGGUGUGAGUAUGCAGAGAUGGAGAUCAACUUGGGCAACCACGAGAAGGCCAUGAAGUUGAUGCAAAGGGCAACCACUCCGCCGGCUAAGAAGGCGGCCUACUUCGACAGCAGCGAACCAGCUCAGAAUAGAGUCUACAGGUCCCUCAAAAUCUGGUCAUUGUACGCGGACUUGGAGGAAAGUAUGGGCACAUUCAGAACAGCAAAAGCAGUCUACGAUGCCAUAAUUGACUUGAGAAUAGCCACUCCUCAGAUUAUUAUGAACUAUGCUUUGUUCCUGGAGGAAAACAAUUACUUCGAGGAAUCUUUCAAGGCAUUCGAGAAAGGCAUCGCCCUGUUCAAGUGGCCAAAUGUGUAUGACAUCUGGCACACAUACCUGUCCAAAUUCAUCCAGAGAUACAAGGGACAGAAACUGGAAAGGACUAGAGACUUGUUCGAACAGUGUGUGGAGGGCAUUCCCAAAGAGAGUGCUAAGAGUGUCUAUUUGAUGUAUGCGAAGAUGGAGGAGGAUUACGGCAUGUCCAGGCACGCCAUGGCAAUUUUAGAUCGUGCAACUUUAGCUGUGAAACCGGAAGAACAGUUUGAAGUGUUCGAAAUAUACCUCAAAAAAGCAGCCGACUAUUUUGGCAUAACUCACUGUCGAGAAAUAUACGAAAAAGCCAUUGACGUUUUGACAGAUGACGGAUCGAAAAUAAUGUGUUUGCGUUUCGCUGAGUUGGAAACAAAAUUAGGCGAAGUUGAUCGAGCGAGAGCUAUUUACGCCCAUUGUUCUCAAAUUUGCGAUCCCAGAACCUCAGUUGAAUUUUGGACAAGUUGGAAAAACUUUGAAGUUAAACAUGGAAAUGAAGAUACCUUACGUGAAAUGUUACGAAUCAAAAGAUCUGUUCAGGCAACAUUCAAUACAAAAGUUAAUUAUAUCACGUCGCAAAUUAUGGAGAAAACUUCAGAAAACGAAAUUUCAGAUGACCUUUCAGGCAGCCAAAUCGACAGUUCUAUGAGUCGAAAUAGCACAGAGACCGAAUCUAAUAACAAUAACGAACCAAAAUCAGCGGAUGAAAAAUCUUUAAGCCAAUCGACUUAUGCGGCUAAAGAAAACAUAAUGUUCGUUAGUUCAAGUAGUAAUAGUAAAAUACUAGACAGUCAAAAAGUUGUAAAUCCUAAUGAAAUGAAUUUGGAAGAUUCGGAUGAAGAAAAAAUGGAUGAUGAUCAGUUAGAAGAAAAUGAAAAGACAGAAGUUGUAAAGCGAAAUGUUCCUGCGUCUGUUUUCGGUUCGCUGAUCACAGGUGGUCAAAAUGAAAAAUCUGAAACGGAGAAAUGACCGCAAAGAAUUUUUGAAAAAGAAACUACUUGAAACUAGAUUUAUUCUUAUGCCAAAUUCUUCUGUUGGUGCGUGUCUAUAUACGUGUCCUUAUGGCAACCCAGAGCCGUUCGUUUUCUUUGUAAUUUGUUUUAAAAGAAAUUGUUUUAAAAUAGUUCAUUUAAUCACCAUUUCUUGUUAAGUUUCACCGAGG